UAGAAGUUGGUGUUGUAGGCGCAAGGAUCAGUUUCGCCUUUUCUUACGCAGAUUUGUCCUAGUCCUAGUGAAGCUUUUGGCAUAAAAAAGAUUGUCCUUUUGUUUUCCCUGAAAAUUUUUCCUGAGAAAAUAAAUAUUACCAGAUUUGUACUGAGAAAAUAAUCACCCAUGAAUGAGGCCAUUGCACUCACUCGGUCAAUCUUCUUUCACCGCUUUAUACAGGGCUUCAGUCAACCAUUGUUUGGCGAUCAAAUCAGGAACAACUGCAAGCAUAUACACUGCCAACAAUAUCAUAAGUGGAUACGCAAAAUGUGGAGAGAUACGUAUUGCUAGCAAGAUGUUCGAUGAAACGUCGCAACGGGAUGCUGUGUCUUGGAAUACAAUGAUUGCAGGGUUUGUGAAUUUUGGGAACUUUGAGACUGCACUGGAGUUUCUAAAAUCCAUGAAAAGAUAUGGGUUUGCGGUUGAUGGGUAUAGUUUUGGAAGUAUACUUAAGGGUGUUGCUUGUGUUGGAUAUGUUGAGGUUGGGCAGCAAGUGCAUUCCAUGAUUGUUAAGAUGGGUUACGAGGGGAAUGUGUUUGCAGGUAGUGCACUCUUAGACAUGUAUGCGAAAUGUGAGAGAGUUGAGGAUGCAUUUGAGGUGUUUAAGUCUAUAAAUAUUCGUAAUUCUGUUACCUGGAAUGCUUUGAUUAGUGGGUAUGCUCAAGUGGGUGAUCGGGGGACUGCAUUUUGGCUAUUGGAUUGUAUGGAGCUGGAGGGCGUGGAGAUUGACGAUGGGACAUUUGCUCCACUUUUGACAUUGCUUGAUGACCCAGAUUUGCACAAAUUGACAACGCAGGUUCAUGCUAAAAUUGUGAAGCAUGGGUUGGCAUCUGAUACUACUGUGUGCAAUGCCAUAAUCACAGCGUACUCAGAGAGUGGGUCCAUUGAAGAUGCUGAAAGAGUGUUUGAUGGUGCUAUUGAGACACGAGAUCUAGUGACAUGGAAUUCUAUGCUGGCUGCUUACCUAGUAAAUAAUCAGGAAGAGGAUGCAUUUGAGCUCUUCCUUGAAAUGCAAGUGCUUGGGUUUGAACCAGACAUCUAUACAUACACUAGUGUCAUAAGUGCUGCUUUUGAAGGUGCACAUCAAGGCCAAGGAAAGUCCUUGCAUGGAUUGGUAAUCAAAAGGGGAUUGGAAUUUUUGGUACCGAUCUUUAAUUCAUUGAUUGCCAUGUAUCUCAAAUCACAUAGCAAAUCCAUGGAUGAAGCAUUAAAUAUAUUUGAAUCCAUGGAAAACAAGGACCAUGUCUCUUGGAAUUCCAUUUUGACAGGAUUCUCACAAAGUGGGUUAAGUGAAGAUGCAUUGAAGUUCUUUGAGAAUAUGCGAUCUCAGUAUGUAGUGAUUGAUCACUAUGCCUUUUCUGCUGUCCUUAGGUCUUGCUCGGAUUUAGCAACUCUCCAGUUGGGUCAACAAGUUCAUGUCCUAGUACUUAAAUCAGGCUUUGAGCCAAAUGGAUUCGUUGCCAGUUCAUUGAUAUUUAUGUAUUCGAAGUGUGGUGUCAUUGAAGAUGCUAGAAAAUCAUUUGAUGCAACUCCAAAAGAUAGCUCAAUUGCAUGGAACUCACUCAUAUUUGGUUAUGCGCAACACGGGCGAGGCAAAAUUGCACUUGAUAUCUUCUUCUUAAUGAAAGAUAGAAGAGUGAAGCUGGAUCAUAUAACUUUUGUUGCAGUUCUAACUGCAUGCAGCCACAUUGGAUUAGUAGAAGAGGGUUGGUCUUUCCUAAAAUCUAUGGAAUCUGACUAUGGGAUUCCACCUCGGAUGGAGCAUUAUGCUUGUAUGAUUGAUCUGCUUGGGCGGGCUGGGCGUCUAGAUGAGGCAAAAGCAUUAAUUGAGGCAAUGCCAUUUCAGCCAGAUGCAAUGGUGUGGAAAACACUACUUGCUGCAUGUAGAACUUGUGGUGACAUAGAAUUGGCGAGUCAGGUGGCAAGCCAUCUAUUAGAACUAGAGCCUGAAGACCAUUGCACUUAUGUUCUACUCUCCAGCAUGUUUGGGCAUCUCAGGAGGUGGAACGAAAAGGCUGGCAUAAAGAGGUUGAUGAAGGAGAGAGGGGUAAAAAAGGUUCCUGGCUGGAGUUGGAUAGAGGUUAAAAAUGAGGUGCAUUCCUUCAAUGCUGAGGAUCGAUCCCACCCUCAUUGUGAAGAGAUAUACCUGAGAUUAGGAGACUUAAUGGAGGAAAUCAGGAGGUUGGAUUAUGUUGCUAAUUCAGAAGUUUUUUUGCAUGAUUUUUUAUGAUGGAUAUGGUGAUUGAAAAGAGUGAUGAUUACCCUUGGUCCUAUCAUUGGAUGGUGCUUAGUAAUGGAUGGUUUGUAACUUGCAGUCAAAGGAAGAAGUCAGAAGAUAGCUUAUGAUAUACUCCUUGUGAUAAGCUCCAUCUUGGGAAACUCAUCAUCUCUCAGUUCUGAAGUAUCCCAUCAGAAGCUGAUAAGUAUGGCAAGUACUUUACAGAUCCUACUUUGGAGAAUAAUUGACUUAUGUGGUUUUCUUUCCCAUGCUCUAUGUAAUGUUGUUGCUUCUACUUGUUUUGUACUGUAAUUUUCAUUAAUCAAUUAUCAAUUAUUUUGAUGGUGAAGCACCAUUUGUUGGAGGAAAAUAAUAGUAAUAAAGUUGAACAUAAUUAAUUGAACUCUUUCACUUUAGAAAAACAUCCCUUUGGAACCCUUCGUGGUUGACAAGCUUACUAUUAUGAGGAAAAAAACUAUCACGGGGAGUGAAAUGGGAAAAAAAAUCCUUACAAGCAAACUUUGUUGGAUAUAUUGGCGAACUCCACUCUUGUUCCUUGCUUCUAUAAAUCCUAUAAUGCAAUACUUGAAAUCAAUAUCUAUCUACUAAUUUUUUAACGAGUUUGAGAUAGUUUUGGUAAUUAUGACUAUUAAUUAACUAUUUUGACCUCUUUAUAUCAAUGGUCGCAAUGAGUGGCUGCUGCUUCCUUUUAAUGGCUAAUUGUGGCAUAAUGUUCAGAUAAUGAGCUACCUUUCUGGUUCAUCUCCUUACAUAAAAAGUGGAGCAGUGUCUGUGCUAUCUGUGCUGGUAUAUAAGGAUACAGAUAUUUGUACUUCAGUAGCUGAUCUGGCCCCUUCUGUUUUAGCUUUGCUGCAAGGGAAAGCUGUUGAAGUUACAAAAGUGAGUCCCUAACUCAUAAUCCAGAUUGUUGGUUGCAGUUACUCUCCAUCACUCUGCUUCUCUUCAGGGCUUUUACCAAUUUAUUUGUUUUCCCACGUUCUUUCUUGUGUGCUUGCAUUCAAUCUUAAAAUCGUCGACACAACUGAUUAUAGCUUUAACUGCAACUAUUUCUUUGUCAAUGGCCUCAACUUGUGGUGAGUAUAUAAUUAGGGACGACUGGAAUGUUGGAAUUUAAGAAUGGGAAUGAGUCUGAGUCCUGAUGUUACAGAAAAAGGAAUUAGCUGUACCUUUGAUUGAACUGAGCCAGUUUCUUUUGUAGCUUUUUUGUUAGCUUUCUUGGCAUCCCGAAAUAGUAGUGUGUUUUUUUCUUUUUUCAAAAAUUGUUGUAGUACAAACCAUCUUAAGUUUUGAACCAUCAUUCAUCUUCUGGAUUAUUUGCUAACAAUUGGUAUUUUGGAUUCUGCAGUUCAUGCUAACUAUUGGUUCAACACUAAUGUAUCUCAUUAUAGCUCAUUUCAAUUGGCAUAUAUUGGUGGUAAUAGGAGCUAUUCCAGUUAUAGUACAGCUUGUAGGUCUCUCUUCAUUCCAGAGUCCCCUCUAUGGCUGGCAAAGAUUGGCCGAGAGAAUGACUGUGAACCUUAGAUGAGAAAAAGGCGAUAUUUCUCAGGAAGCAGCUGAUAUAUUUUGAGCAUUUUGAACUUCAGAUUCCAUGCAUUGCUGAAUGCAAGUUAAUGCCAUGAAGGCCUAAAGAUUCCAUGUAAACCAAACUCUAUGCUUUGUAAUGAAUUUGACGCCAAGUUAAUGAUUUGCAGCUA
Messenger RNA from Vitis riparia (riverbank grape), 3975 nucleotides. RefSeq names its product putative pentatricopeptide repeat-containing protein At3g25970. The transcript has 4 exons. NCBI's taxonomy places the organism in Eukaryota, Viridiplantae, Streptophyta, Magnoliopsida, Vitales, Vitaceae. Gene Ontology annotation, molecular function: RNA binding; protein binding. Bases 173 to 2272 code for a protein of 699 amino acids. The record is from RefSeq and is a predicted model, not a curated record. Gene Ontology annotation, biological process: RNA modification.